AUGUCUAGUCGUGUUGACGAACAGCUGAAGGACCCUAGGAUGGCCGAACACAACAUGGUGACAGCUGGUAACGGCUCUACGUCCAGGGAAGACAAAGCUGGCGAUGGACAUGAUGCGUCGGAGGAAGUCUUGAAGAACCUUCUGAGGGAUGAAGAAGCAUUCAAGAAAGAACUUACCAAAAGGAGGAUCCACCGUGGGAAGAUCCGUGGAAAGAUCCGAGUGCUUCAAGAGAGCAUGGAACUGCUCAUCAUUCCUGAAGGUCAAGAGACUACCGAAGAACUUCAGAGUUUAGAGGUUCAAGAGGAUCUAUUGCACGACCAACUGAGACGAGCGGAGGAGUAUAUCGCAGAGUUGCAGCAGUGUCGAGCGGAAGUAGUGUCAAAAACAGCCAAGGAACAGGCUCGUUCAGUAGCGUCUCGGUCUUCUAUUCGCACCGGUAGUGAUGACUUUAGAGGCAGCGGCAACUUGUCGAAGGACUAUCAUUCACGGUCAUGUGGCGAAGGAGAAGUGGACGAGGAUAACAACAAGCAGCUCGGCGACCUACUGGGAGACUCAAAGAAGGCAAAAGAUCCAAAAGCGUCCCCUAAGUCGUCUGUCGAAAGGGCAGUGCCGAGUUUUCGCCAAGACAGUGAUAGAGGGAUCACUCUAUGUAGAGUCAAUAGAUCCAGUAUAAAUGCUAACGGUGUCUCGAAAUUGAUACUACCAGAUUGUGAUGACAUCCUCGAUCUCGAUUCACAUUUUGAAGUAGUGGAGGGGAUCUUGAGAGAAUCAGGAGCAGGAGAUUAUGUGAAAGGUGAUCCGGGAAAGCGCCAGUUUGUAUUACGAGAUGAGAUAAAGAUGUCAUGUGUGGGCAAGCUAUUGGCAACUCUCCCCUCGGGCACAGUGAGGGAAUGUGCCAAGAGAGCGGCCCGGAGGUCCAAGUAUGUAUGGGAAAGGGUGAAGCAGCAGUUACGUUGCAGAUUCUGCAAAAAGGCUACUAUAAUCUCCAAUAUAGAAGAAUCCCUCAAGAAGCUGACUUAUGGAGGACCGGGGAAAGCGGAUCAGUUCUUGGACGUCGCAGAAGCCAUCGUUCUGAGGUGUGUAGAUUCUCACAAGGAUAAUAGUGAGACUUACAGGGUGAUAAGACGGGUCAUCGGGACAUUGCCGAGUAGUAUUGCUGUGGACGUGAUUACCGAGAUAAAAAGGGAGGCCAGGGCGAAGACAGGUUCCUAUAGAGCUAUAAGUGAGGAAUCUUGGGAGAGGCUGUUACCAUUCUCACAAGAGGUGCAACUCGAUCCAGACGAAGAAGGGAUAACCAUAGCUGACAUUAUCAGGGAUGUGAGCAGGACAUCGGAGGAAACACAAAGAAGAGAGGCGGAUAGGGUAGCGUAUGUUUCUCAACCCGUUCAAGAGAAAUUGAAAGGGGGAAAGGGAUCGGAUCGACAAGCAUAUCCCAAGUCAUCGGGAACAUCCUCCUUGGAAUCUUGGGCAAAAGGCUUUAAAACUGCUCUUGUUAUCACAGCGAAGAAUCUCGAGGAACAGGAUAUUACGGGGAGAUUCCAGCCAGAUGGGUGCAAGCUCCUACGUAGUAGAGGAAAAGGGCGAGGACAACCUUUCGGUAAGGUCGUUGGAGCAGUCCUGGGAUAUAAUGACGCUGCAAAGGGUAAGGAAGUUACCACUAAGAUCACUGAGGAUGAUCAGUUGAAGGAGAAGUACAGGGUUAGACCCUUCACUUUCAAGGAGCAGGGAAACGAGAGCGGCCGAAU
Molecule: messenger RNA, 1745 nt
Organism: Perkinsus marinus ATCC 50983
Lineage: Eukaryota; Perkinsozoa; Perkinsida; Perkinsidae
Exons: 2
Source: RefSeq, a predicted model, not a curated record